Molecule: messenger RNA, 1845 nt
Organism: Xenopus tropicalis (tropical clawed frog)
Lineage: Eukaryota; Metazoa; Chordata; Amphibia; Anura; Pipidae
Gene: ngfr
Product: nerve growth factor receptor
Exons: 6
Coding region: 113-1309 (398 amino acids)
Biological process (GO): signal transduction; programmed cell death
Cellular component (GO): membrane; plasma membrane
Source: RefSeq, a predicted model, not a curated record
AAGCAGAAGGGGAUGGAUUCUUAAGGCUUAAGGGGCAGGUGUUGCUGAAUCCUACAGAGCUGCAUUCUGCAUCUGCUUAUCUGCCCUCAGCCAUCAGCUUUAUAGGAUCAGCAUGGAAACCCCUCUGUUUAUUAUCCUGUGCUGCAUGACAUUGCUGAAUGCUGAGGAGGAGCCAUGUUGGUCAGAGAAAUACACAGCAAAAGGGGAAUGUUGUAUUUCUUGCCCAGCAGGCGAGGGGGUUAUGAAGCCCUGUGGAGUAAACCAAACUGUUUGCGAACCUUGCCUUGACAGUGUUACUUACUCAGACACUAUCAGUCAUACUGAGGCCUGCAAGCCCUGCACAGAGUGUUUCGGCCACAAACGUAUGGAAGCACCAUGCGUUGAGACUGAUGAUGCUGUCUGUGCUUGCGCCUAUGGAUACUUCAUGGAUGAAGUCAGUGCAGAGUGCAAGCUUUGCAAGAGCUGCCCUGAGGGCUUUGGAAUGAUGAUACCUUGUUCAAGCAUUCAGAACACCAUCUGUGAGAAGUGUCCAGAAGGGACAUAUUCAGAUGAGGAUAAUGACAGAGAUCCUUGCCUGCCCUGCACUCUCUGUGAAGAUGGAGAGAUAGAGGAGACAGAGUGUACACCUACAUCUGACACAGUGUGUUUUGACCCCAACCCCCGCUUUGCUUCAGUGACGCCAUCAAACUCGGAUAUUCCCUACACAAUCACGUCUGUUGCGCCUUUUGAUUCAAGCAGCACCACUUCAGGAGCCUCCUUUACUGUGUCUCCCCCUGGGGUAGUAGAGAAUCUUAUACCUGUGUACUGCUCCAUCUUGGCAGCUGUCAUUGCUGGUCUGGUUGCAUUCAUUGUUUUUAAAAGGUGGAACAGCUGCAAACAGAACAAGCAGGGAGGUAACAGCCAUCCAGUAAAUCAGACUCCAUCGCCAGAGGGGGAGAAGUUGCACAGUGACAGUGGAAUCUCUGUCAAUAGCGAUAGCACCGCCGAGCAAACAACAGGACACCCCCAAGGUAAAAAUGACAUGCAUCUUCACAACAAACUUUCUCCUCAUAAGCAAGAAGAGGUAGAGAAGCUUUUAAGUGGGUCUCUUGAACAGACCUGGAAGUCCCUGGCUGGAGAACUUGGCUACCAGGAUGAAAUCAUAGACACAUUCACAAGAGAAGAGUUCCCUGUACGAGCUAUGCUUUCUGAUUGGUCCUCCAAGGACAGUGCCACCACUGAUGCCCUGUAUACAGCCCUCCGUAAAAUUCAGCGGGAUGACAUUGCCCAGAGCUUGAACAGUGACUCCACUGCUACCUCACCAGUGUGAAUAAGAGUAUAGGGACAGAAGGAAGAUGUUCAUGUUGACUUCACGGAACAUCCUACCCGAGAUGUGAAGGAAAGUUUGCCCCUUGACCCCGCAGACCCAGGCAAUCCCUUUUUACCCAGUAUUAACAGACAAUCCUUCUGCACUGAUGCAUUAUUUUCAGUAUUGUGGUGUGUAAUCUUUUUUCCCUAUGAACCUCUCAUGUCCAGGAUCUCUAGGUCUUUUCACUGUGAUGGACAAUAAGGCUCUGAGAUAAGGAAUCAUGAACUUUGGAUUUUCAGACUUCCUUUUAAAAUUCAAAAGUGCAUCCCUCUACCCUUUUCUUCAAAACGUUUUUAUCUUCUACGUUUCUUGCUUAUUUUCAUAGGCCUCUACUUGUGACCCCUAAAAAUUCAAGUGGCUACUGCCUCACAGCACCUUUUUUUUUGCAGGGUUUUGUGACACAAAAAGUCAUUAUCUAAAGGUUGUGUCACAUUCGCACUUAGAAAGACUCAGUGAUUGUGUCAUGCCUUUAGAUUGAGUUUCUUCCAUUUCAAUUU